Messenger RNA from Copidosoma floridanum, 1973 nucleotides. RefSeq names its product RNA polymerase I-specific transcription initiation factor RRN3 homolog Tif-IA (gene Tif-IA). NCBI's taxonomy places the organism in Eukaryota, Metazoa, Arthropoda, Insecta, Hymenoptera, Encyrtidae. Gene Ontology annotation, biological process: transcription initiation at RNA polymerase I promoter. Gene Ontology annotation, molecular function: RNA polymerase I general transcription initiation factor activity; RNA polymerase I core binding. Gene Ontology annotation, cellular component: nucleus. The record is from RefSeq and is a predicted model, not a curated record.
ACCACGCGGUCAUGCUGCGACGGACUAUUUGUUAUUUAUUCAAAAUAUCCUUUAAUAGUUGUUGUUCUGUUCUCGUUCGAGUUGUAAAGUGAAAGAUUUGUGUUUCUUUCGUUGAAUCGGGCCAGCACAACUGCUGCACAACAGAAAUCAUGUCUGUCGUGUCGACGCCAUACAGCAGUGUAUCUUCUAUUUUAAAAAGUUCUGGUGCAAGAACUUCUCUAAUUAGGGCACAAAAAAAGAUAAGCUUCAAGUUACCUAAAAACUUAAAAGUUAUCCUUACGAAUUACGAAAAUGGGUGCAAUCGUCAAGAGUACCAAGAUACGAUUUGUAUCAUCAGAGACACAAAUAUCAAGGAGUAUGAUCUGCUCGAAUUUUUGAGUAGUCUUCAAGAAUGUGUGUCAAUGCUAGGCAAAAAUCACAAAUUUUUGAUUGAAGCUAUGUUGAAAAUCAAUUGGAUCAGUCGAUCUUCCGAAGUUAUUGCCAGUUAUAAAAAAUUCAUCGAAGAUUUAAUGUGUAUACACAUUUAUCAUUCAAAACUAAUAUUUGACAAUCUUGUUAACCAGUUUAAAUUGACUGAAGAUGGCGAUACAAAAUGGUGUGAAGGAAAAUGCCCAGAAAAAUAUUUGACAAAAUCCAACCAUGUGCACGAUUUGUUAAAAAAAUUUUUAAGGAUUAUACCAAUGUCGAUAGAAAUUUUUCUUCAAACUCUGGAGUUCCACUAUCCUCGUACUAAUGAAGGAAUAUUAGUUGCAGAACAGUAUCAGUUUUCAUUAAUACAAAUUCUGAGCUAUGCACCCCAAUUACGAAAAGAAAUUCUUGGUCUCAUUAUUAGAAAGCUAACAACUUUGGAUGUAACCAUUCCUCCCUCGGAGAUACUUGCCUAUGAUGAAAAUACCGAUGAUGAUUACGAUGAUGACGAAGAAAUGUUCGACAUGGACGACGCGAAUGACAAAAAUAAUAGUAAGGCCUUUAAAGAUACAGAAUUGAAACAUCCAGAUGCUGAAAUAUUGGACGUGUGCAUGGAGCAGAUAUUCUCAUAUGUAUAUGACUGCUGCCACGUCGAUGGACAGUUACAAAUUGAAUCGAUAAAAAGCAUCUACAAUGAUUUAUUACACAACUUUGAAAGGAUAAUUUUUACGACACAGUCCAGUCAUCACGUACAGUUUAUAAUGUUCUACCUUUGUAGCUUCAAGACACUAGUAGCAGAAACAUUUAUCAGACGCUUAUGGCAGGCUGUAUCGAGUCCUUCUGUAAUUACUCCAGUUAGGCAAACGUCUGUGGCUUAUAUAGCUAGUUUAUUAGCUAGAGCAACGUAUUUACGAAUCAAUUUGAUCCAAGGCGUGCUAUCGGAAAUAGUUUCAUGGGUGCACAGUUACAUAAGUUCACAAGAUAGCGUCGAGUCCGCAGAUCCCACAGCUCAUGCUCUUUUUUACUCCAUGUGUCAUGCAAUAUUUUAUCUCAUAGCCUUUAGACAUAAGGAUUUGACGGAAGGAAAAAAAAAUCUACUAUUCCUGCAAGAACUCAAUAUCACAAAAAUAGUCACAAGCAGACUGAACCCGCUGAAGUUCUGUCAACCAGCCGUCGUGCAGAACUUCGCCGCAGUCACGAGAAAGUACCAGAUAGCCUACUGUUACACGGUAAUCGACCGAAACUCGCGGAGCAAUUUACCAGUGCUGUAUAACACGAACUGCACCGUUACUGCGCUUGAAACCUUCUUUCCGUUUGACCCGUAUCUUUUGCCGUUAAGCGGACGUAGGAUAGCGCCUAUUUACAACAGCAGCGCCAAUGCAAUGAACAGCAACGCUACCGACUCGAACGCUGCGAAAGACAAGUCGUGCGACGAGAAUGACUUUAUGGAUGACAGCUUCCUGUCUUGCAGUCCGGAGCCAAAAAAUCACAUAGACAAGUUCUCGUACAGCACUUCACCGGGUUUCAUGUACACUUGAUUGCGCGUCCAUGGCGAUUAAUGGGGU